AUGACUACUCCGCAGCAGCCCACAGGGUUAUCUCCAACUUCAACUCAAGCUGACAUGUCGCUGCGUACUAGCACCCUCCUCGCAAACCUAUCAGCUGUAACAGCCCGGAUCGCCUCCGCCUCAGCUGCGGCUAAUACCUCUCGAACUAAGACUCAAUCCCGGCCUCAAACACAACGGCCCGUCCGGCUUGUCGCCGUCUCCAAACUAAAGCCCGCCUCCGAUAUCCAAAUUCUACACAGCCAUGACCCAAGCCUACAUUUUGGCGAAAACUACCUACAAGAACUUCUAGAGAAAAGCAAGAUCCUUCCAUGUGGGAUUCGCUGGCACUUCAUUGGCGGCUUACAGUCUAACAAGUGUGUAACCCUUGCGCGGGACGUGAGGGGCCUGUGGGCAGUGGAGAGCGUGGAUACGGAGAAGAAGGCCAGUUUGCUGGAUCGCGGGUGGGGGGAGCGGGAUGUGGAUGUAAAUGAAGAAGGUGGGGAGAAGGGUCAAAGUGUAAAUGCUGGUAAUAGAUUGCGAGUAUUUGUCCAGGUAAACACCUCUGGUGAAGAGAGUAAAUCUGGUGUGAAACCGGCGGAGGCCGUGAGUCUCUGUCGGUUUAUCAGGGAGAAGUGUCCGCGAUUGAAGUUGCAAGGAUUGAUGACCAUUGGAGCAAUUGCAAGGUCGAAAGCAACGACGGUGGAAAAUGAGAAUGAGGAUUUUGUAUGUCUGAGAGAGACGAGGGAUAUGGUAGAAAAAGAGCUUGAAUUGGUGGCGGAUGAGGGAGAAGGGGAGGCAGAAGGCUUAGAGUUGAGUAUGGGCAUGAGUGAGGAUUUUGAAGGUGCGAUUGCGAUGGGGAGUAACCAGGUCAGAGUUGGGAGUACGAUAUUUGGGGUCAGGCCACCCAAGGAGCAGGCUCGAGUGGUGUAA
Molecule: messenger RNA, 909 nt
Organism: Paracoccidioides brasiliensis Pb18
Product: YggS family pyridoxal phosphate enzyme
Exons: 1
Coding region: 1-909 (302 amino acids)
Cellular component (GO): intracellular anatomical structure
Molecular function (GO): pyridoxal phosphate binding
Source: RefSeq, a predicted model, not a curated record